GAGGGAGGAGCUGGCGACGGAGCGCGAGAUCUCAUUGUGGCUCUCGCGGGAUUCCGAAGCCAAGCUUCCACGCGGAGACCGGGGGGCUUCAAACAAGGGCUGGGAGGGCAAGACCGUGCGGGAGGGAGACGCUUUUUGUUUUUAGCCUGCCCUACGGAAGCCUGCGAGGGAGGGGUGGUAUCCACUCCCCCAAUCCAGUGUCCUGAUGCCCAGCGCCAACGCCAGCCGUAAGGGUCAGGAGAAGCCGCGGGAGAUCGUGGACGCGGCGGAAGAUUAUGCUAAAGAAAGAUAUGGGAUAUCCUCUAUGAUACAAUCACAAGAAAAGCCAGAUAGAGUUUUGGUUCGAGUUAAGGACCUGACAGUACAGAAAGCUGAUGAUGUUGUCUGGGUCCGUGCAAGAGUUCAUACAAGCAGAGCAAAAGGGAAGCAGUGCUUCUUAGUCCUGAGGCAGCAGCAGUUUAAUGUCCAGGCUCUUGUGGCGGUGGGAGACCAUGCAAGCAAGCAGAUGGUUAAAUUCGCUGCCAACAUCAACAAAGAAAGUAUUAUUGACGUAGAAGGCGUCGUGAGAAAAGUAAAUCAGAAAAUUGGAAGCUGUACACAGCAGGAUGUUGAGUUGCACGUCCAGAAGAUUUAUGUGAUUAGCUUGGCUGAACCUCGUCUGCCCUUGCAGCUGGAUGAUGCCAUUCGACCUGAAGUGGAAGGAGAAGAGGAUGGAAGAGCUACUGUUAACCAGGAUACAAGAUUAGACAACAGAGUCAUUGACCUUAGGACAUCAACUAGUCAGGCCAUCUUCCGUCUCCAGUCUGGCAUCUGCCAUCUCUUCCGAGAAACUUUAAUUAACAAAGGUUUUGUUGAAAUCCAAACUCCUAAAAUUAUUUCAGCUGCCAGUGAAGGGGGAGCCAAUGUUUUUACUGUGUCCUAUUUUAAAAAUAAUGCCUACCUUGCUCAGUCUCCACAACUGUAUAAGCAGAUGUGCAUUUGUGCUGAUUUUGAGAAGGUUUUCUGCAUUGGACCGGUUUUCAGAGCCGAAGACUCCAAUACCCAUAGACAUCUGACUGAAUUUGUUGGUUUGGAUAUUGAAAUGGCCUUUAAUUAUCAUUACCAUGAAGUUGUAGAAGAGAUUGCUGAUACUUUGGUACAAAUAUUCAAAGGACUUCAAGAAAGGUUUCAGACCGAAAUUCAGACUGUGAAUAAGCAGUUCCCAUGUGAGCCGUUCAAAUUUUUGGAGCCAACUUUAAGACUGGAGUAUUGUGAGGCUUUGGCUAUGCUUAGAGAAGCAGGAGUUGAAAUGGACGAUGAGGAAGAUCUAAGUACACCAAAUGAAAAACUGUUGGGUCGUUUGGUGAAGGAAAAGUAUGAUACAGACUUUUAUGUUCUUGAUAAAUAUCCAUUGGCUGUAAGACCUUUCUAUACCAUGCCUGACCCAAGAAAUCCUAGACAGUCCAACUCUUACGAUAUGUUCAUGAGAGGGGAAGAAAUACUGUCUGGAGCACAAAGAAUACAUGAUCCUCAGUUGCUUACAGAGAGAGCUUUACACCAUGGAAUUGAUUUGGAGAAGAUCAAAGCUUACAUUGACUCCUUCCGCUUUGGAGCUCCCCCUCAUGCUGGCGGUGGCAUUGGGUUGGAGAGGGUAACGAUGCUGUUCUUAGGAUUGCAUAACGUCCGGCAGACCUCAAUGUUCCCUCGUGAUCCCAAACGACUCACGCCAUAAAGCCACCCUUUCAUUCUCUGCAGUAGCCUGCUGCUGAUUAGGUUAUACCUGAGAUACUUGAGAUAUGCAGCAGAAUUAAUGUCUUACUCAAGUGCCACAGUUAUUUUUUAAGUAGCUCAGUACAAAUUAAUUUAAGUAAAAACAUUUUAGAACUUCAGAUAUGCUUAAAUAGGAAAUACUUGAACAUUUUAAUGGUAAAUUUCUAUGGCUGAAAUUCAUAGUCUAUCUCUAUAGGAAAUGUUAAGGAAAAUUUAAAAGGUUUAAGAUUAUGUAAUUUUUUUUUCCUUUUCUAUAUUGUUGUGGCCACCAUACUAGUAUCCUAAAUUUUCAAUAUUUGAGCUUUUAACUCUUAACAUUGAAAAAAAAGAAUUAGAGAAAUUACCAAGAUUUUAACAUAUAUAGAAUUGGUUUGUCUUAAAAGUUACUUUUAAAAAUCAUUGUGAAGCUUUUGGAAACACUGGCUAGCAACAGUAACACUGAAACAUUGUCACCAAUUCUGGGGCUUAAAUUCAAUAAAAACCUAAAGCUAA
Mastomys coucha (southern multimammate mouse) is the source of this 2241-nucleotide messenger RNA. RefSeq names its product aspartyl-tRNA synthetase 1 (gene Dars1). The coding region runs from base 206 to 1711 and encodes 501 amino acids. The transcript is spliced from 16 exons. The record is from RefSeq and is a predicted model, not a curated record. NCBI's taxonomy places the organism in Eukaryota, Metazoa, Chordata, Mammalia, Rodentia, Muridae. Gene Ontology annotation, molecular function: ATP binding; aspartate-tRNA ligase activity; RNA binding. Gene Ontology annotation, cellular component: cytoplasm; aminoacyl-tRNA synthetase multienzyme complex; cytosol. Gene Ontology annotation, biological process: aspartyl-tRNA aminoacylation.